AUGAUUCAAUGUACAGUUAAAACAAAUGGUCUGCAGCACUAUCACAAGCGUGAGGAAGAGUCGAGCAGGGACUUGGCGGCACGCAACUGCCUAGUUGGCGAGGCGAUGACCGUAAAGGUCGCCGACUUUGGGCUAGCGCGCUACAUGGAGCGUGACGUGACGUACCGGGCACGGGAAGGCGCCAAGUUUCCUAUCAAAUGGACAGCACCCGAGGGCCUUGUCUACAACUGCUUCUCCAUCAAGUCUGACGUCUGGGCGUUCGGCGUGCUGCUGUGGGAGAUCGCGACCUACGGGGCCGCGCCGUAUCCCGGUGUGGAGUUGCAGGAUGUCUAUGUUCUCCUCGAAAGGGGCACUCGCAUGGAAGCACCUCAAGGCUGUCCUGAUGCUGUCUACCAACUCAUGCUUGAUUGUUGGAGUUGGAACUCGGAGGACAGACCGAGCUUCAAGGAGGUGUACACGCGUCUUGAAACCAUCCGCACCUCCUCAGACAUCAGCGAGGCUGUGGAACACGAGCUUCAACGCCAUCGCAUUAGGAUGCCGCCUCCUCCACUGCCUCCUCCGCCUCCUACAACUGUCGCUGCCUUCGCCCCACGACGAAGCAGCAGCUGCGAUCGUAUAGACGAGAGCAAUCUAUCCCCAACCGCCGAGAUGGGCAGGCAUGGUCAUGCAGAGUCCUUCACAGUCCAGGAUGCGGUCUCACGACUAGUUGAUAGUGGUGGUGGCAGUGGUAGUGCCCUCCACCAACAACAGCAACAGUUCUCCGCCUAUCCCUGUCGUCAGCAGGGCUGUAUGGUCCCAGGCAACCGGUUCUCCGAGGUCUUCCCGUCUUCAUUGCUUCCACCUCCUCCUCUGCACGCCAACGCGGACUUUGCAGUAGUGGGAGCAGAGAUUGGUGGUGCAGGUUCUUUAGGCCGCAGAAAGGCUGCUCCCCCGGCACCGCCGUUGCGCACGACUACGUUACGACCUGAUGAGCCCUGUGAAAAAGUCACUGUAUCACUCCAGCCAGGUAGUAGGGAGGUAGAGGAGGUAUCACGUACGGCAGGCAGCUCCGCAACGAAGUUUUCCAGUUGGUUCACGGCCACGUCUAGUGUCAUCCCAGCUUUUAAUAGCUUUCCUGCAGGACAUAGGGCUGGAGUAGAUGCUGAAGAUAGACGCCAUGUUUAA
Molecule: messenger RNA, 1164 nt
Organism: Echinococcus granulosus
Lineage: Eukaryota; Metazoa; Platyhelminthes; Cestoda; Cyclophyllidea; Taeniidae
Product: Tyrosine-protein kinase ABL1
Exons: 5
Coding region: 1-1164 (387 amino acids)
Biological process (GO): protein phosphorylation; positive regulation of kinase activity; multicellular organism development
Cellular component (GO): signaling receptor complex
Molecular function (GO): ATP binding; transmembrane receptor protein tyrosine kinase activity
Source: RefSeq, a predicted model, not a curated record